Molecule: messenger RNA, 2537 nt
Organism: Scophthalmus maximus (turbot)
Lineage: Eukaryota; Metazoa; Chordata; Actinopteri; Pleuronectiformes; Scophthalmidae
Product: GTPase IMAP family member 8
Exons: 4
Coding region: 126-1364 (412 amino acids)
Molecular function (GO): GTP binding
Source: RefSeq, a predicted model, not a curated record
UUUCACUUGUCCGCCCACUGGGAGGAUCAGCCUUUAUUAGCGAGAUUCAAGUCUGACAGAUUCAAAGCUGAUCCAGAGACUGUGGUUAGACCUGCCUGCUGGCUGCUCCCCACCAAGCAGAGAAAAUGCAGCAGAACAGAGAUCCACCGCCGUAUCCUGAAAAGUUAACCAUUGCUCUGCUUGGAAAGACAAAUCCGUUAAAGGACGCCAUUGGAAAUAAAAUCCUCUCCGCUGAAGAUUAUUUUAACUCGGCGUCAAACGACCUCGUCGUGGGAGAGAACAACUCAUUCAUAGUCAUCAAAACGCACGAUUUCUUCGACGAAAAAUGCAAACACCCAGACCAGCAGAUUAUUGACUUCAUGGCAAUUUCUUAUCCCGGCCCCAAUCUCUUCAUGCUGGUGAUGGAUCCAGGAAACACCCAGGAGGAAAAAGUUGUCGCUCAAAUCAGUAAACUUCAGGAUAUCUUUGGAGAAAAUAUCACCACACACUUGGUUGUCAUGUUGCCGGACGUCCAAAGUUCACAAUCGCUCAGUCAUCUGAGAGAAAUUUUCCACGUCCAAUUGGGCUCCGCCGAUGACAAUCUGGUCCACGAAUGCAGGAGGUGGAGUCCGAUACGCAACUCCUUCUUGUUUAACUACAAAAACUACACUCAAGAGGCUGUGACACGAAGGAGGGCGGCCCUGGAGAAAAGAAGAUACAACCCCCCGUCUGAAGAUGCGACAGCAGGGACCAGACUCUACGUAACGCCGGACAACAUCUUCAACAUCGUUCUACUGGGACAAACUGGGACUGGAAAGAGUGCGUCUGGGAACUCCAUCCUGUCUCUUGGAAGCUCCAAGUCGCGCCCGAGACCUUUUGUAUCCAGGCCGAGCUCCAUCCCAGUCACCAAGGUGUGUGAUGCCAGAUUCAUGAGCCAGGGGUUCGGGAUGCCCGUGAGAGUGGUCGAUACUCCAGACUUCUUUCACGACGAACUCAGAAACCCAGAGGCGCAGGUAGCCGAGUGUAGGAAGUACUGCCAGCGUGGGGAAUGCGUGGUGUUACUCGUGUUACAGCUGGGCCGGGUCACAGAUGGUGAGAGAGGAAUAUUAGAAAAGCUGGAGGACAUGUUAGGCUGGAAGCUCAGGGAGGAGACAAUCGUGGUGCUGACCCACGCAGAUGACCUGAGGGAAAGUCUGGUUGACCAUGUUAACUCAAAUCCUGCCCUCAGGGACAUUGUUGACAAGUGCAGUUUUCGCUGUAAAGUCCUGAACAACAACUCCAAGGGCACCAAGCAGGUCGUAGAUCUCAUCAGGUCUAUUCCAAAUUAUGAAAAACGUUUCCCAAAGUUGGCGAAAAAAGAAUCUUCUGAGUGCUUGUUGUGUUAGAUUGACUCAAAGUGCUCACCAGUACGCUCCCAAUGUGCCAACUACAAACCCCUUUAACAGUUUACUGUGGCAACUUGGCUUGGUAGUGUUGUAUACUAAGUAGCGAUGAUGUGAAGAUGUAUUGAAGAGAAGUCCGCCGACACCGUCUUGAUCGUAUAUAAAGGUUUAUUACAAAAAGACCGGCAUCAAUUCAAGCACUGCAGAACUUGGAGAGUGUCCGGCCAAAAGGAUUAUCUUAUGUAUAAAUCGAACAAAAGAGGGGUUAAAGGAAAGGUCAGGGGUUAACAGGAAGCCCCUAACAUAACAUCCCAGAGGAAGAAAACGUAAAUCACAUGUGCUACUCACAUUCCAUAUAUUGACAAAAAAGACACUACAGUAGUGUCAGACUCGUGGCGGACAGUUACAAAAAAAAGAGAUCCUAGUCGGUUCAGCUGUACCAGAGAUGUUGCUCUGUUGCCGACAAUUUUUGUCAAACGUUCAGAUAGGUCGUGCCGGCAGGAGGAGUCGUCCAGUCUCCAUCCGCCGUGACGACAGUCUGGCGAGGUCCCACAGGAGCAGGAGAGCUCAGCAGCUGUGCGCUGGUCUUCAGGUGUCGGUUCACCAGCCGUUCAUUUCCACAACUAACUGGUUAAGUCUUCAUCCGUGUUGAGUUGCCUCAACAACACAACCAAAGCCAAGCCGCUUGAAAUCUCUUCUAUAUACAACCGUAUAUAUAUAUAUCUUACAUUUUUUUGUGAGUGUUUCGUUUGCAGACAAAUGAUGAAGCUGAAGAACAAGACAAGAAAAGAGAUGACGCUUCUUCACUCUUUCUGGUCGUCAGGUUUCUGUUUUUUUAAGUGAAACUGAAUCCUCUGUGUGUGUUUGUGUGUGUGUUUCCUCUAACAACUGCCUCAGAAAUGUUUUUAAAUUGAGCAGAACAAACGAGCUGUUCAGCAGGAUGCUCCACAUAGUUCAUUGUCGGUGUUAUGAUUAAAAUGAGUUUCCUCAUAUUUCCUCCAGAACCUGGUUCCACGUCUCUCUGAAACAUGAUUUCCUCAUUCAGUCUCCCACUGUGUGGUGUCCUACAUGAACAUAAAAUACUUUUGGUUGUUUGACAAGUGUGAAUUUCCCCUCAUGUUUGGAGUUCAUGUCCAUGCUCUGUAUUUGUGACACAAUAAAAAUCCAUGAAACAUA